Morus notabilis is the source of this 2384-nucleotide messenger RNA. RefSeq lists its product as uncharacterized. NCBI's taxonomy places the organism in Eukaryota, Viridiplantae, Streptophyta, Magnoliopsida, Rosales, Moraceae. The coding region runs from base 33 to 2177 and encodes 714 amino acids. The record is from RefSeq and is a predicted model, not a curated record. The transcript is spliced from 5 exons.
AAAAAAAAAAAAAAAAGAAGAAAAUCUUAGAUAUGGCAGAUCAAAAGAGAGGUAGCAUUGCCUUCUUCGCCACAUAUCGACCACCGGUGCCACUCGACAUAUUCUCAUGCCCAAUUCCACCGACGUCGAAGAAAGAUGAGCUUCACAUGACCGACGGAGUGUCCUACAACUACAACGCCCAAGUCAUUCCACCAGCAGCGCUCAAGACGAUUCUCAAACGCCCAAAAGUUGCUUCAGAAGCCAAUGAGGACGACGUCGAUUCGGGUCGUCUCUCGGGCAUGAUCUUUGUCUCCGAACGAGGCAACCUCGAAACGCUUCACAUAGCUCUCCGCUUCAAUGACGAGACUGCACCAAAAGUAAAAGUCUUUAGUUUGGCUGAUGUUUUCGGUGCAGCCACAUUCAAUGGUGUUCGCAUGGAAGACAGUGGCUGCAUUGCUGGUGAUCAUCUCGUCUAUAUCACCACCAAGGACCCCGCUGAUCGUCAUCAACCCUGGACCGCCGUCUAUAAAACCAAUCUCGUGACUGGAGAAACCGACCGCCUCACCCCAUCAGAGCACUCUGAUUUAAGCCCCUCCGUGUCACCGUCCGGAAAGAAGAUAGCGGUGGCAUCAUUCCAGAGAAAGGGUGGUUGGAAUGGAGAGAUCGAGGAUCUAAAGACUGACAUUUUUGUGAUGAAUGUUGAGGAGCGGCUCGAACGCAAGUUGGUUAUAAAGAAUGGUGGGUGGCCGACCUGGGGAAGUGACAAUGUCAUAUUUUUCCAUCGGAAGGUUGAUGAAUUUUGGGGUGUGUUUCGAGCUGACAUUAGUGACGGCCAAACAUCUCGCGUGACCCCAGAAGAAAUUAAUGCGAUAACUCCGGCUGCCAUCAAUGCCACCACAGUUGCAGCGGCAACAAUUCGUCAAAAAUCACAAUUUAACGACGUCCGUGUAGAAGCACAAUAUCGACACAUUGAGAUUUUUGAUUCAACUGGACAACUACAAGAACCCAUACAAAUCACUCAGAAAACCAGACCAAAGGCUGACCAUUUCAACCCCUUCGUGAUAGACAAUGGUAAGCACAUCGGUUACCAUCGUUGCAAGAGCGACCUCCUUAAGUGUGGAGAGGAUAUCCCCAGACAGUUCCACAAGCUUGACUCUCCGCAUCCAGAUGUAGGAUUGUUUAGGGUGUCGGGAGUGUUUCCAACGUUUUCCCAAGACGGCUCCAAGCUCGCAUUUGUUGACAAUGAGUUCAAGGCCGUGUGGGUUGCUGAUAGCAAAGGGUUGCGUAUUGCUUACGAGACAAAAGGACCGGACAGCAUCUUCUCGCCGGUUUGGAACCAAGACACAAAAAAGGAUUUACUUUACGUAUGCAUGGGACCUUCUUUCAAUGCCGAAAAAAGACUAGACAUCUGCGCCAUCCCUGAAGUGUCCCGUUGCGCAAAACAUCGUCGGCAGCUCACAAUAGAUUUCAAUAACGCCUUCCCGUCCACCAAUCCAGAUGGGACAAAAUUAGUUUUUCGAUCUACAAGAGAUGGAGGAGAUGAAAGAUACAAGAACCUAUACAUAAUGGAGGACGCGGAAUCUGGGGAAUAUGGAGAUGGCAUAAUAACAAGGCUAACAAAUGGUCCUUGGAUUGACACACAUUGCCAAUGGUCCCCAAGAGGAGAUUGGAUAGUCUUCUCGUCAACCCGCGACAAGCCAGAAGAUGCACCGGAAAGUGACAAUGAUCUUGACCCUGGAUACUUUGCAGUGUAUUUGGUGAAGGCGAAUGAUCCGUCAGUGGUGGUAAGAGUGUUAGGAAGUGGAAGUGAUGUUGCAGGGCAUGUGAACCAUCCGAUCUUCAGUCCGGAUGGAAAGAGCAUCGUUGUAACCGCAGAUCUUGCUGCAGUGUCGGUUGAUCCCAUCUCUUUGCCACUCUUCUUGCACUCUGUGAGGCCUUAUGGAGAUAUCUUCACUAUCGACAUUGAUCCAGACGACAUAUAUAUGAACGAGGAUGUGGAGAAGUGCAAUCGCAUCACACAUAGUAGAUACGAGAAUUCCACUGCUAGUUGGACCACGUUCUCAACUGAAGACCCCAAUGCAGCAUGGAACUUGCAGUUAGACAAAGUCUACACUCCGUCAUGCCCUUACGCAUAUUGCGACGGAGGCGAAACUUGGCACAUGACCGGCCACCUUUGCAUCCCAAAAAGAUGUUGUUGACUUGUACACUGCCUUUAUUUGUAUUCCUUUCUAACUGUUUUCCUUUUUAUCCGGCCGUGUGUUUUUAUCCGGUGUGUCAGUUUGUGUGUGUGUUUCUUUUCAUCAGGUGUGUUUUUAUUUGAUAUUUCUAUGAUAGUACUGCAUUUUCAAUGCAAGAGCUAGUAAUGGCCACAGAGUUGUAUAAGUAGUAUUGCUUGAUGCUUCCAA